AUGUCAAAUAAUACUGUAUUGAAGAACGCAACAUCCGCAUCUGGUGGUUCUAAUGGGGAUCAGGACGACGAGUGGUUUCUUGCCAAAUUUAUUAUAGCAUUCAUUGAUGCAAUCUGGGAGCAAAGUGAGACAUCAUCCCAGAACCGUAUACUGUGGGAUAGAUUUGGUGGAAUAACAACAUACUGCUGCUCAAUAUAUGGUGUGUCAUGUUUGGUUAUGGCGUUAAUCUUGAAUCGGACAUUGGUAAUGGCCUCCACAAAUUCAUCACGGAACCAGCAGUCAGCAAUUAGUAGACAAAGGGGUAUCCUUAACACACCAAAACUGGCGGAGCUUUUAAAGAAUAUGAGUAUGGUGAGUUUUAAGUUAUUUGCAGUAGGAUUAUUGUUGUACAAUUGCUACCAUUUAUUGGUCGCGUUGAAUCUUUACUAUCAUACCAGUGUAACGCUGGAUGCUUCUAUACCAUGGUUUCAUGUUUUAGUGCCGGAUACCAUCUUUGAGUACAGUCCAGAUGUCUUUAAUUCAAACAGGUAUAUGGCAACACCGAAAGAUCAAGUGAAUAUAGGACCAACUACCGAUAUGUACUGGCCUAUUUUUCUUGGAUUCUGUUUCCUGCUGUUCAUAGAAACGUUUGUUUCCGUAGUACAAGGUAAACAGCCUUAUACUGAAUCGGGAAUUACUAUUUUUGAGCAUUCCUUAGCGUUCCAAGAAGUCAGUUCAACUGGUUUCUUCGGUAGUUCCCGUCUCUACAAAAGACCUACAGAACAAGUCUUAAUCGCCUGCAUUUUCCUGACAUUGAAUCAUCUUAAUAUACAUAUUGGAGGUCUAUUAAACAAUAAUAGAUACAGGCUUAUCCCGCUGUCGAUAAUCGGAUUGGCCUUUUUGACAUAUUUCGUAUCGUGUUUUACUAAUGGAAAUAUAUGGAAAUUUCCAACUAUCAUAAUAAUGUCUUUCGUACCUCAAGUUCUUAUUAUGCUGAUAAUUUUUGUAUCAGUAUUUAUAUUUUCGAUGGCUGUACUCGCAAAAGGCUUUCAAUUACAGGAUUUGAAUUAUGCAAGCUUUUUACUUUAUGAAAAUAAUGAAAGCGAUUCAGAAUUUAGAACAAGAAAUUUGAACAUUAAUUUGCAUGAUGAUUUUUAUACGGCAUUGUUGAAUCUUGGUAUGCUAGCAAUCACACUGGCAGGUAAAUCAAGCUAUAUUACAGAGCUUAGUCUUGUUACAGUUGAUGAAGACACAUGGAUAGAAAGAAGCAUUUGGCAAAAGCUCAAGUAUCAAGCCAAAUCAGUUGCAAGCUUGCAAGCAAAAUUAAACACCAAUAAUGUAACGGACUACUUAAAAGAGAAUAAGAUCUCAGGUUAUGGAAACAUGAUAAUGACACCUUCAAAACGCUUGAUUUCAGGAGAGCGUACUGAUUUAUUCAACGAUGAUACAUCUGAUUUAAAAAAUUCCAAAUCUAUCAGUGUUUUACGUAAGAGAAUUCUUUUCCUCAAAGAAAUUGUAUCUGAUCUUAUACAAUUAUUAUAUGGAUUGAUUAUUGAUUCCUUUUUGCUAUAUUUCAUACCGAAAAAGUUCAGUCAUUAUGUGUUACGUCGUCAGAACAGAGAAAAUACCAAUAUCGACGAAACCGACGAGGAAUUCGAAAGAAGAAAAAGAAAGACCCCAGCGUUUUUACGCCCAUACAUCAAGAGGAAUGCGAAAAGCCUUACGAAAGUUCAUUUCGACCAGAAAGAGGUUAUACAAAGUCAAUCAGUAGAUUUGAAUGACUACAGUGAAGAGCAAUUAGCUCAAAAUUAUAUAUCUUUAUUACUCGAAAAGGAAUUAUCAGAGAUUGAUGAUUCAGAAGAUUACUACCAAACUAACCAUUAUGAACUGGACCUAGAGGAAGAAUCUGACAUUGAGUCUAUAGACAUAUCAUCAUCUACAACAGUAAGUGGAAAUCGUGUGAUAGAUGAUGUUUCUCAUACGUUGAUUGACGAAUUAUUAUCCCCUGAAGAGUUCCAAAAUUUAUUCAGCUCUGCUAAUGUUGACAUUUUGCAACGUCACUUGAACCAUGACUCUCAGACAAGUGGUAUAUUAACUAGGUCCAAAUUCAACUCUCUCACCUCCGGCAUCGCCAUACAAGAAAGUACUUUAUCCAGCCAAGAUGAAAUAUCAAAACUAUUGGAAUUGAUCUUGAAUAAAAGAAAAUCCCAACUAGAGGAUUUAUCAUCUGAUAAUUCGAAUAGACAUACUGAUGACUACGAUCUUAAUUCAAAAUUAGAUUGUGUUAUUUGCCAAACUAAUGUCAGAGAAAUUAUAACAUGGCCUUGUAAAUGUUUCGCUAUUUGUGAAUCCUGCCGUUUAAGUUUAAUUUCCAAAGGCAUCGAAGGCUGUGUUUGUUGUCGUAGAGAUGUUGAAGGUGUGUCUAAAGUAUUUAUACCGUGA
Molecule: messenger RNA, 2421 nt
Organism: Debaryomyces hansenii CBS767
Lineage: Eukaryota; Fungi; Ascomycota; Pichiomycetes; Serinales; Debaryomycetaceae
Product: putative ubiquitin-protein ligase
Exons: 1
Coding region: 1-2421 (806 amino acids)
Biological process (GO): protein ubiquitination; ubiquitin-dependent protein catabolic process
Molecular function (GO): ubiquitin protein ligase activity
Source: RefSeq, a predicted model, not a curated record